This is a messenger RNA of Rhopilema esculentum, 2340 nucleotides long. Its product is annotated as docking protein 4. Gene Ontology annotation, biological process: cell surface receptor protein tyrosine kinase signaling pathway. Gene Ontology annotation, cellular component: cytoplasm. The record is from RefSeq and is a predicted model, not a curated record. Lineage: Eukaryota; Metazoa; Cnidaria; Scyphozoa; Rhizostomeae; Rhizostomatidae.
UAUGUCUCAGUUCUAGGUUAUUUAAAUGACUUGAAGCAUAUGAAAGAAUGAAUGAGGAUUUUGGGGCCUAGGACGAACAUACAUAUCGAAGGUCUCGAAACGACAUAGAAACUUCAGCUUAAUUAACUUGCAAUGUUAGCAUUGCGUUUGAUACUAUACGCUCAGUUUGAUAACCCGAGUUGAUGAGGAUAUAGAUACUGGAUGUUUCUGAGAUUUCAAAAUAUAAUUUUGUUGCUUAGCAAAGAAGCUUUGCACCUUUGCGUUAGACACAGAAGUUCAUGGUUGAGUUUUCAACUUGAAAUUUUUAGCCAUAGAGAUAGGAUGGAGUAGAGCGCUCCUUUUUUAAUCAAAAGAUGUUAUUUCCCCCUUUUUUCUACCCUUAGCUCUAAUGCCAUGGUGCUAGAUUAAUUGCUAGAACUAAGUUUCAACUGCCCUGUAGUUACCACGCGAUAUGCAGUUUUCUGACAGUUCAACAAAAGUUUGGAGACAAAAGUGGUUCACUCUCAGGCGCAAGUCCGGACUCAAACAACAUCGUUUGGAGUACCAUAAAAGUGAAGAUUCUUGCCUUCGCGGAAAACACACAACCAUUAUACCACUACAAACUUUAAUAGACGUUUCAAUAUCAACCUCAAAGACGCAUGAAAAUGUUUUUAGGCUCGCGUUUAGUGAUGGAAUUAAGUGGCUGUUUUUUGCUACCCACAAUGAGAGUGAAAUGAAAGAGUGGAUACGAAUCAUCCGAAAAUUGAUUGUACCAGAGCCAAGGGUCCUGCCUCCGUUGCAAGGAACAUGCCCUGAAGGUUUGUUCUCGGUUACAAUCGUUUGCACAGAAGAUUCAGAGAGCCUUUCAUUAGCUGGCGACUAUUUUCUCUCUGUUUCCCCUGAACAUUUAAAAUUAUAUAAAAAAGACGAAGUUCGAAAUUUGCGAAUUCAGUGGCAUUUGGAGGACAUUCCGAGGUUUAGGUUGCAAAGGCUGUGUCACUUACACGAUGGAGAAAAAAUAUUCAUAAUUAAUGUAGCAAGAACCAGUCAAAGCGGAAAAGGAGAAUUUCAUUUUCUUACUCAAAAUGGCCGUGAAAUCCUUGAGUGUGUCAAGUCCCACACAAAGAGGCUCCAUCAAGGCAGAGUUCAUGACGAUUCAGCUCGCUCCACUCCACUUGGGGUGCCUUCCUCUCUUUCAAGCUCGGCUAUCAUCGACAGUAGAUCACGCUCGUCCAGUAACAACAGCCAAUCCUUGAGUUUACGACCAGCUGACUCGGUCACAAGCAGAAGUAGCAAGUCAAGCUAGUUCAAAAUGCAGCGAAUGCGAGUUGAUUGCUGUCAAAGUUCGUUGGCAGUUCGUUGGCCUCAAAGAUUGGUCACAUGACUGUUCAUGCCGAACUGUUGUUUUAUGGUUUCCCAAAGGAAGAAAAAUAAUUUUUUAAAGAUUUAUCUUAAUUCCCUGAGGGUUGAUAAAUUGCUGGAAUUUGUGACCGAUGAGGUUGACAAACGCGAAUAAUGUAAGAAUUCGAUAUUUAAUUAGCAAUAAACGUAAAUUUACCCCCAAUGGGAGAAAAUAGUGCGUGUUGUUAUAAUUGAACGUAUAUGAAUAAAGGGUUGAAGUUUUAGAUAAGAAACUUUACACUGAAGGUUCAACACAAUUAAAAGAAUAUUCUAUAGUUGGGCCGGGCCUAAAAUUGUUCUCUGGGGUAAAAGGACCGUCCCGUCCGCAAACUAAAAUCCAUUUUCCUUAAAAAAUUCCUUUCUUCUCCAAUCAUAGCGUUAGUUAUUUUUUAGAGUGUUAACAAUUUGUGUAACACUGCAUGUUUUUAAGAGGUGGGGCUUCUAAACCACUCGAUUCUUGUGGGGCCGGCCCCGUAUCAACUUACAUGGUUUUUCUCCUUGUUUCUGAAAUUUUAGUUUAAAAAAACAAUUUCUCCCUUUUUGUUUUCCUUGAAAGGGGAAAGUUUUUUUGAUUCCAAUUCGAUAAAUAAAUUAAUUUGUGAAUUUUCGGCAAUCUUAUUCACACCGUCAGUUGGUAAAUUUUCAAAAAAGUGUUGUAAAAAUUGUCCAUGUAAAUAAGUUCUUUGGUUUUUGCUCUUUUACCAAGAUUAAGAUUGUUUUUUGUAACUGAUGUUACCAUUUUAGAGCAAUUUUUGUAAUUGCGUUUCGUUCCAUUGUUCAAGACACCCAUGGAAUAUCAUCCGUUUGAAACCCGGUUUAUAUUUUGUACAAAUUUACUUUUUAGAUUAGGGGUGGGGCUUUCAAAUUAUGGAUUUUACUGUGAAUAGCGUGACAAACUAAAAAAUUUUAAAAAAUCUAUAAAUACUGGAUAUUUUAAUGUCAUAUCGUUGGUCACUUGGU